Messenger RNA from Uranotaenia lowii, 614 nucleotides. RefSeq lists its product as uncharacterized. Gene Ontology annotation, molecular function: odorant binding. Lineage: Eukaryota; Metazoa; Arthropoda; Insecta; Diptera; Culicidae. Bases 45 to 614 code for a protein of 189 amino acids. The record is from RefSeq and is a predicted model, not a curated record. The transcript is spliced from 4 exons.
GUUGUUGAGUUGUUGAGUUUAACGAUAAUACCGCGCUACUCAAGAUGUUGCAACACUUAUCAAAAUUGGUGACUCUGGCUGCGAUCCUUCCACUGAUCGUCGCUCAAUGUGAUAACCCGCCAACCGGGGCCGAUCCCCGGGCAUGCUGCAACUGUCCACGGGUGCUGCCCCCACGGGAUCAGUUCGUGACCUGCAUGCAGAAGAUCCCGAUGCCUUCUGGACCUCCACCAGCACCAGGAACUCCGCCUCCCGGUGCCAAUUGCAUGGCCGAAUGUGUGCUGGAGCAGAUGGGAAUCAUCACAGGUGGAGCGCUCAGUAAGGAUGCUGCUCAGUCGAAGGUGAACUCCAUCAUGGGAUCAGCACCCGAAUGGGUGCCCAUUGCCCAGAAAGUGGUAGACUCGUGCUACGCCAAGGUGUCCGGUAAGCUGUCGGAGAAGGAUAGCAAUGGGUGCAGCGUUGCAGCGGGAUCGUUCAUGGAGUGCCUGCCGACCGAUAUGUUUAUCAAUUGCCCCGCUUCGUCCUGGACAGCGAGUGGAGAAUGUGAAGCCAUCAAGACGUAUCUCAACAAGGGUUGUACCAUCAUGGGACUUAUGCGAGGACCACCGCCAUUCUAA